This is a messenger RNA of Arabidopsis lyrata subsp. lyrata, 1900 nucleotides long. Its product is annotated as E3 ubiquitin-protein ligase arih1-like. NCBI's taxonomy places the organism in Eukaryota, Viridiplantae, Streptophyta, Magnoliopsida, Brassicales, Brassicaceae. Bases 452 to 1663 code for a protein of 403 amino acids. Gene Ontology annotation, cellular component: ubiquitin ligase complex; cytoplasm. The record is from RefSeq and is a predicted model, not a curated record. Gene Ontology annotation, molecular function: nucleic acid binding; ubiquitin protein ligase activity; zinc ion binding. The transcript has 3 exons. Gene Ontology annotation, biological process: ubiquitin-dependent protein catabolic process; positive regulation of proteasomal ubiquitin-dependent protein catabolic process; protein polyubiquitination.
UGGUCAGUCGGAUAUUCCAAAAGUAGAUUUACUAAUUCAAAUGCAAUCAUAUUUAUGCAAAGACCAUUGAAUCACUUGUAUAUAAAAUUUUCUGUACAAAUCAAAACUCUCUAAAAAUCUCGACAAUUCUAAGGUUGUCUUAUUCUCGUGAAAAGAGAAUAGGAAGUUGUCUUAUUUUAUUUUUGGAUAUUAAUCCUCUUUGCUAUUCUUUAAGAAAAUUGCUCAAUUAAUUAUGUUAAAUUCCUUUUAUAAACAAUUAAAUAUAAACUCAUAAUCAUAUAGCUAGCAGUUCAGUCAUUUAAUUCUUAGUUCUUUACCUUACAGUUUAUUUUUCUUUACUACAUCCGAAAGCAAUUUAGAGUGUUUUUGUUACCCUAGCACAAACCUAUUCCCACGAGUCAUAUAUCGUACGAAGACUCCUAGGGAAAAAAAAAAAAAAAAAUCUUAAAGUAUGCGCAACAUAUAUAUGGAGGAAGAAGGCAUUCUAGUACGAGAAGAUAGUCCAAAACUCGCUGAAAAAUUAUCACCGGGCGACUUCAAUUCUGACUCUUACAGCCUUUACUUCAAGGGUUUUAUAAGGGAGGACUCACUGGCAGGAUUUGGGGUGGCAAUUUGCUCACAAGAGGAUGAUAGUGUCUUGUUUCAAAUGAAGAGAUCAAUUCUUGACUCUACCAUUACAGUUUUGGAGGCUGAAGUAAUGGCAUUAAAGCGAGGAUUAACCGAAGCCGUGAGUUUGGGGAUAACUCAUAUCUCCAUCUGCUGCGAUCAUUACCAGAUUUAUGAAUUGGUCAUGGGGAGAUCUGCGCCUGAGCAAGAGAACAUCACCUUGCUAAUGGAUGACGUGCACCGCAUCAGACAGCAAUUGACAUCUAGCAUCCCUGUUUUGAUGACUGGAAACCAAGCUAGGGUUGCUUAUAAACGUGCAAUGGAAACAGUCGCUUCUGAAAUCAGCAUAAGUAUGCCUGCUACUUGCUGUAUAUGUUUAAAUGAUGAUUUCGAAGCUAAGAAGAUGUUUUCUGUUACUUUAUGCGGUCAUAAAUUCUGCAUAGAAUGCCUCGAACAAGAUAUAGAAGUGGGACUUCUAGAGGGAAGUGUGAUAAGAUGUCCUUAUGACGGCUGCAAGUCUAAGCUGAUUCUUAGAAGCUGUGCCCAUAUUUUGACACCUAAAGUAAGAGAAAUGUGGGAACAAAGGAUCAAAGAGGACUCAAUUCCGGUAUGGGACAGAUUUUACUGCCCCAAACCAAAGUGCUCGGCUAUAAUGUCGAAAACCGAGCUCUUUGAAUCUACUGAAGAAGAUGGAUACAUGAGAUGCUGCUUCAAAUGCAAUAAACCCUUUUGCAUCAACUGCAAAGUUACCUGGCAUAGUAACUUGUCGUGCGAGGAUUACAAGAGAUUGGGUCCAAAUCCUACCGCAAUGUGGCGUCAAUGUAGAAAGUGCCAACACAUGAUCGAACCAUCGAUAGAACGCAUUAAUGUAACUUGCAGAUGUGGCUAUUCGUUUUGCUACAAAUGUGGAGCCGAAUGGAAGCUAAAAGGCGGUUGCUAUCAUCGCUACGAUAUGAUAAUGAAGAUUGUUUUCUUGGUUUUGUUCUUUGCCGUUAUAAUAUUAAUAUGUCUUUUAUGGGAGGACUACAAAAGAAUUAGGCGUGGCCAAAUUUUUUGAUAGGGUUAAUUAGGUUUUGGGUUGGGUUUGAGUUAAGUCUUUUCGGUUUGAGGUUGGAUUUCAGUUUUUCUUUUUAAUCAUAUUUAGCUUGACCUUUAAUCCUAAUGUUAAUGCUGGUCCAAUGUCAACACAGACUCCUUCUCAAUGUUCUCAUGUGUUCUUUGAGAAUUACUUUUAGUCUCAACGGUUGGAGGUUGCCUUCACCAUCACGGAAUGGUUUGGGGAAUGCGUACUAAA